GUGGGAUGGAGGGUCUGCCUCUUCCCCCUUCCUCCUCCUCCUCCUCCAUUGGGGCCUCAGGAGGCAGGCCCCCAGGGCGGGCGGGGACAGGGCAGGACAUGGAGGAAGGAAGAGCUCCCUCAGAAUGCGACUCUGAUGAGACCAUAGUGUCAGGGUCCCUCUUAAAUAGUGACCUGGAUGAAGAUGAGCUGAACCUCAACAGGUUAACUGUUGCCAAAGCCUCGGAUUCUACAUUUCAGCUCACUUUUAGACCCGCGAUCACAGGAAUAUAUGGAGAAGUACUGUCCUCAGAGGCUCAGUAUGUGGACAAAGAAGACCUGCAAGAGCAGAUGACUAGUGACCUGAUGAAAACACACUCUCUAAGGAGGAUUGAAACUGAACAGCCUCAGCCUUUAUUACCGGAUGGAAAGAACGAUAUGACACAGAUGGCGACCUUUCCUCCUGCUGACUUUCCACCGCACUCUGUAGUGCAUGUUGAGGAUAGCUCCUCAAUGGGCCUAAAUGAUGGAAUUUCUGGAUUUUGCCAAAGAGCAGAAAUGAAGGAAAACAAUUGGCUCCGCUGGAUUCCUGAAGCUCCUUAUCAACAUUCACCGUAUUACAGUGAAGAAAGCAUCAGUUUGAGGAGCACUACUCCCCUUUCCUACAGAGGAGAAGAGCAGGAGACAUCAUUAAGAGGAAUGUUGUCUUCGGAACCAGAUUCUCUGAGACCCAUCAUGAUGACCUGGUGUGCAAGAGAUUUCCAGAAAAUAGAUCGCUUUCAGAAGCCACUGUUGAGUAUGGGAGGGUCACCUGAAUUGGUUAUGGAAGAAAUACCUUUCCAACCGAGAACAUUAGCACAGGAACCCCCAAACCAGUGGAGGCUGCUCAGGGAGACAGAGAGUCCACAGCAAGUGUUCCCUUCAAAUCCUUCGUUGGACUGUGUGGAAGAGAUUCUCUUUUCAGGGACCUCUGAAAGUGAGAACAAUGAUGACUUAUCAGCUGAGCUGCAGAUAGUCCUCAAGACUCUGUCGGAUUCCGGGUCGGAGCCCACUUCUCAAGGAGCAGAGAAAGGUAGCGGGCUCCAAUCCAACAGUGAGCCCAGUCAUACUCAGACAGAUAAUUGUGGCACUCAAAACCCAGAGAAUAAUUUGGAGCCUGAAUGCUCUGUUCACUCAUUUGAAGCAGUUCAGCAGUUAGCCGAGGCUGAAGUCAAGGACCCAUCAAAUAAGCAAGUUGUUCUAGAUUCAAAAACCUUGGCUCCUCAAAAUGUCAUCUCCUGUGGCGAGCCAAGUAAUGAAAAGAAUUCAGAUCGAAAGGAAAUUAGCCCUGGCAUUUCAACUGCCACAGAUUCGGCAAGUACGGCAAGGAGAUCCUCCAGAUUGAAAACACUAGCAACAAGAAAUGCCGCGACGUCGAUGGAUGGAGUAAAUAAUAAGCCAGUGGAGGUUCCCGAAAAACCACUCCCCUACAGGAUACGUCGGAGGCCCACUGAGGACUUGAGAACACAAGAUCCUGUUGUUCGGAAUGAAAGAGUAAGGGAAUGCUCACCGUCAAGCCAGCAAUCAUCUUCAACCAGAAAUAGUGGUGAAGAGAUAAGGAGAAGCAAAAGAAUUGCAAAUAAAAUGGCGAAAGAACCUCCCAGGAAAGUAAUGAAACUUUCAAAUAUCAACCGGAGAGAUAUUUAUGGAGACUCACUCCUGCAUAAAGCUGCUGCGAGAGGUGACUCAGAGCUUGUCCGGGAGUGUCUAAAACUAGGUGCAAAUGUAAACCGACCAAACUACGCUGGCUGGACCGCACUUCACGAAGCCAGCGUGGAAGGUUAUUACAAGACAGUACAUGAGCUAUUGAAAAGAGGAGCUGACGUGAACUGUAAAGGGAUGGGCGGCACAACCCCAAUACAAGACGCUGUACAAAUGGGGCACCUUGAGGUGACAGAGUUACUUCUUCAGUAUGGAGCUGAUCCCUUAUUGCAAAAUGACAACGGAGCGUGUGCUAUGGAUACAGCUGAAGACCCAAGUUUCAAGCGGCUCCUGGAAAAUUACAUCGUUAAAUCUAGACGACAUCAAAGAUCAGUUCAAGAGAAUACGUCACUUGACAUAGACACUUCGCUCCAGCGCAAGAAAUUAGAGCCCAUUCAGAAAGGCCACGUUCAGCGGGGCAGUUCCAGAAAGACAAGGCAGGGGAAUGCGAAUGUUAGUCGAAGAAUCCGUAUGAUUCUUAGAUAUCAGAAAUCAUCAGAUCCCAGAAGACCAAGAAGACUGGCCCGAACUAAGACUAAGCAGUCAACAGAUGACAAAAGAAAUGCUGGGCCAAGGCAAACACGAACCCAAGAGGCCAGAGACCACAACCCAGAUAAGACUGCCCAUGGAAAAACAAGAUCAACUUCCAGAAGGGCUAAGCCUGUGAGUGAAAGCAGCAUCAGCAACAUGAAAGGAGUUAUAUCUUCUUCAAGACGAAUAACUAGAUCUGCAACCCAAAAGCCCCGUAGUCACCGGAAUGGCCGUGGUAUUUCGGGACUCACUGACCAGUCAGCAAAGACCCCCAAAAAUGACAUCCGAAAGGAGACUGAGGCUAAUUUGGUUUCAGAGAGGAAGAAAAGGGCUUGUGGGAAUUCCUUAGUCCAGAAAAUGCAUUUCAAGAGCAGAGAUCCAUCAGACCGUCGAGGAAAAGUAGAUUUCCUCAACUCAGAGUGUGCAGCAUCGAAGAAAGUUCUUCCUCAACCAUGUCGUUCCUUGGAAGCAAAGCUACCAGUCCUGAUUACAGGGCAGUGUCGCAUGUCUCAAAGGCAUAGACCUAACCCUCUGUGGGUCAAUGAAUAUGAUAUUGCAAGCCAAAGCAGGAACAGCAUUGGUGAGAAUGUUGGAGAAGAAAAUGUGGAUGGCUGCAUUUCAGUGAAAAACCUACUAUCCCAGAAGUUCAUAUCUUAUGAUAAUUACAAAGGUGACGACAGAGUAUCUGGUCAUAUAGUUGGAGAGCGAAAUAAUGAAGGAUGCAGUAGAGGAGGAAACACAGAAAACCAUUCAGGGGCAAAUAUGUACACACGUUGGCAAAUCCAAGAAAAAGGAGUCCGAAUGGGGCAGGACCUCCAGGAGACUUUCCUCGGUCAAGAUCUGUGUUCCUCCUGCAAUGUGGAUGAGGAUUCAAUUAAUUGGGCACCAUAUAACCCAAUGGGACAGGAAGUUUCAGAGCCUUCAGAAUUGGGCAAAGGGAAAAGCAGGGGCUUGCCUACUCGGUCUGUUCGGGAAACAACCACUCAAGGAAACGAGAGAAAUGCUCAAGGGGAGAACUGUCUACAUUCAGCUGCUGAGAAAGGAGAUUUGACAUUAGCGAAAGCACUAAUAGAGUCUGGAGCCCGCGUAAAUCAACAGGAUCAUGCAGGCCGGACAGGACUGCAUGAGGCCUCUAAGAGGGGAUUUACCAAGAUUAUCGUAGAACUAUUGAAAGCUGGGGCAAAUGUUAACAGUAAUGACCUGGAUGGGAUCUCACCCUUACAUGAUGCUGUUUCGGGCAAUCAUUUAAAGGCUGCUGAGAUUCUGCUCCGGUAUGGAGCAAAUCCGAAGCAAAAGGAUGACCGUGAGAGAAGUGCUUUGGAUGAAGCCACCGAUGAGAAGAUGAAGAUGUUGUUGAAGUCUUUUGGUCCUCGUGAGACUAGAAAAUCUAGUUAUGCAAGCACCAUUGAUCCAGAAGGGGAGGAAACAUCUAAUAGGUCAAGAAAAUCACAACAGUGCUAUUGUCAUGGCUGUACAGAUGUUGAUCUACCUUCAUUUUCAAACCAAGACCAAAUGAGAAAUACGUCUCCAACUCAUGAAAGCAUCAGUGCCAUUUUACAAGACAUUGAAGAGAAACAAGAAAACCUACUGCAGUUUGAAAUAAGAACUCAUGAAGACUCAGAACAGUACAGUCAGAAGAUGCUUCAGAUCAAAGCGUUUCUGGAUGAUGUGCUUGCCAAACAGAAGGAGGAAAGAGAUAAACUUGCUAAAAGAUACAGGACUUCCAAGGACUCUUUUAGGGCCGGGGCUUUGAAGGAGAAACUAACUAACCUGGCUUCGAGACAGAAGAGACUUUUGGUUGUGGCUCACAAGCAGCGAGAAGUAAGCCAUAAAAUCCAGAACUUCAAGACUAUGAAACAAGCUUCUGUGAGGCAACAAGCCGCCAGCUCGGGCAGCCGCGGAGACGACGACAAGCAGAACCCUGUGGCUGCUGAGAAAACAAAGCACCCUUCGGCCGCUUCGCUUCCCCUGAGCCCUGCCACUAGCUGCUCUCUUGGAAGCAGCUCUGAGACACAGCUGUUUUCAGAAAGUAGGUUUUUUGAUCAGGCGGACAGCCAAAGUCCAAACAGCUGGAUGAGGGAGGAGGAAACAGAAGAAGUACUUGGCCAGGAAGAAUGUUCUUUAAAUGAUCAGACAGCUAAAAGGAAGGCUGAGGGAGGCUCCUCAGAUCAUACCUCAACACCCCACUACCCGGACAUCACCGAGAUGGGAGCAUUUCCAUUAGAACCUGUAGGUUUCAUUAGUCAAACAAAAUAUUCAAAGCGAAAGGCAAAUCAUCUUUCUGAAAUUGCACCCAAAGAAAGUGAAUCCCCAGAUCCCUCUGCAAAAACCAGAACAUCGAAUAUUUCUGGGGCAACAAGCGAAAUUGUCAAAAAGAAUUCCUGUCAGCCAACCGCUGCCUGUAGCCAGGCUCCUGCCUGUUGGAAUUCACCAGGAGGCACCAGUAUGAAAGCAGCUUCCCAGGAGCCAUCUACGGAAAGGUCCGAAAGAUCAUCGAGACCUUUGCCCGUGGAUCACGGAGACCCACUUGGAGGCAGGGAAGCUUUGCUUAAAACCAAACCGGAUCAUCCCAAGUCGACGCAAGCUGAUGGACUUGCAAAUGAUAGCCAAAACUCUUUCACCCCACUGUCACCCAGCCAACCCAGUAAACAGCAAUCCUCCAACCACAGAACAGAGAGAGAAAGGCGGAACAUGAGGAUCCGUGAUCUGAUGUUACAAGGAAAGAUUAUGCCAGGAGAAGAUGUUCUGGAAUUCAAGAUGCAGAACCUCAGUUAUAAAGCCAGUAUUUUGCCCAAUGGAAAAGUGAAGGAUGAGAGCGGAAAUAUUUAUAUCAGCCCUAUUGCCUGGAUUAAACAACUCCUAGGAAGUAAUAUUUAUGUGACCUGGAAGUACGUGUGGAAUAAGGUAACCUAUCUUGGGAAGGAGCUUUCUAAGUACGUUUCUGAAGAAGUACACAAACCUGUGGAACCAAAAUUGCCUCCGCCAAACCAGCCCUGCCCACCAGCUUAUACAGGAUCAUCCAGCCAGUGGACUUCAAAGCCAGAUAUCACCCAUAUUCUGCAACUAAAGGAAAUGCUGUUAAUAAGUAACCAAGAACUUUUGCCUAGCCACAUGAUGGAUCAGCAGUGGCAAUUCUAUGUGGAAUGUGAGGAGCUCGCCUUCUAAGAAGACCCUGAAUGUAACAAGUUUUUUUUUCUUAAUUAUUUAUUAACUUAAAGUAUUGCUAUCCAAAACUCAGACUUUACCUUCUUCAGUCUAGUAAAUCCUCUUCUGAGGUAGAAGUCCUCUGUUAGUAAAUGAUCUGGAAUCUUUAUGAACUCAGAUUAAUAUAAGGAAAUGGAAGAUCUCCAUCCAUUGUGCCAAAUGGAUACCAAGAACCGUACUUUACCUUUCAAGUUGCUUAUAAGGAUAUUAGAUAAUUUUUCAUGUAGUGUCCCCUAGUGAUAAUAAAUGCUAACAGAGACUUCUCCCAAAUAACCAUUGGCUCAGCUGGCCUAAUUCGUGAUUUCUGGAAUAGAUGAAAUAAAUCAUUAAGCAAAUUUGGCAUGUUAGUACACAGUCAGUUUUAAAAAAAUUCUUCUGAUGUGAAAGCCUAUGAAGUCAUCAUGAAACUAGCAUUUUAAAAUGACUUCUUCCAUGCAUUUUCAGUUACCUUAAAGAUAACCAAAGAUUUGGGGGAUUUCAUCUAUAAGCAGCCUAUUUUUGCUUAAAUGAUUUAGGGUAAUCCCUAAAGAUAAGUGAUACUACUUGCUAAAUGGUCCUUUUUCAGACUUUCUGAAUAGUUUUUAGUCAAGUUUUAAAGUUGAUGUUCACAGUUCUGGGGAAUUAGACAGGGGAAGGGAUCAGAGGAUAAACUGUGUAAGUUGGGGGUCUAAAAGGAUACUGGCUCAGUCUUGGAAUUCACUGACCAGGCUUUUGACAGCAUCCACAGUUCAAAUCCCAGCUGUUAUAAUAACCGUUGUAAUAACAGCCCAUUUGGUAUUGUAAGCAUUUAAUAUGAUGAUCCCUGCGGGGAAAAGGAGAUAAGCCAUGAAAACACCUAUAUUCCAGAUUUCUUAAAUGUUCAUAGUAUACCCAGUAAUGCUGUUUUUGUGCUUCUUAAAUUAAAAAUCAGUUCCAAAGCAAUGGCAGCUCACCUAUUUUAUGCGGUUUUGUUAGAGUUAAGGAUACUCAGUAGUUAAGGACACUCAGCCUUGAGUUGACCCAAAUAUGACCUUUUGCACCUUUUGGAAGGUUUACUGACUAAUCUUAAAAAUAAUACAUUGUCUCCGCAGU
Molecule: messenger RNA, 6524 nt
Organism: Tachyglossus aculeatus (Australian echidna)
Lineage: Eukaryota; Metazoa; Chordata; Mammalia; Monotremata; Tachyglossidae
Gene: ANKRD31
Product: ankyrin repeat domain 31
Exons: 25
Coding region: 6-5414 (1802 amino acids)
Molecular function (GO): protein binding
Source: RefSeq, a predicted model, not a curated record